GAAGAAGAAUGGUAUGAACAAGGAAGUCAAGUGUUUUCGAGGAAGCCAGCGGACGUUUCCUUUUGUUUUGUCUUUGUUUUUUGUGUACCAAAUCGAUCGUUAAUUUAUUAGUGUUGUUAGCUAUAUUACUUUAUAGACGUAUGACUGUCGUGUCCGUCGCUGUUAAAGUUAUUUUUUGUAACAAAGAAAAACUUGACGACAUUUUGCGUUUACGAGAAGUUAGCUUUUCAGGCUAACAACAGAGCUAGCAGGCCUGAACGCCAUCUGUCUAUUGUGUUGCCGUCAGUUAGACACCUGCACUGCUUUUGAUUAAUCAGCUAGUUUUAUGGUCUGUUUUAAUUUGGAAACUGAGUGAACAAAGGAGCCGGGCCGCUGUCAUCAGUCCAGAAUUAGCUUUACCGGUUGUCGGUUUUGUGGCUUACUUGCUCGUUACUAGCGCAGUGCUGUCAGGUACACUGACAAUAAAGGGAAAGCAACACUAUACAACAGAGGACGAGGAAAUCGGAUUAGGAUGUAUGCCCCGCCGGGUUCUACUGUCCCUGGAGGCCGAAGGAGGAGAGGGGGCACCUCGUUGCCCAAGCAGCCGGAGCGGAGCCUUGUGUCGGCUCUUCCCGGAGCUCUGUCCAUUACAGCGCUUUGUACAGCUCUGGCUGAGCCGGCUUGGCUCCGCGUCCACGGAGGAACCUGUCCGAGACAAGAGCUGGGGGUGUCAGAUGUCCUGGGAUACAUUGACCCCAAGCUUCUGGAUGAUUACUGCGUGAACCCGCAGACCAUCUUGCUGCUGAGAGUAAUCGCUGCCUUUUGUUUCCUGGGAAUCCUCUGCAGUCUGACUGCUUUUCUCUUGGAUGUGUUUGGUCCCAAGCACCCUGCCCUGAAAAUAACCCGCAGAUAUGCAUUUGCACAUAUUCUCACAGUGCUGCAGUGUGCCACAGUCAUAGGUUUUUGCUACUGGGCCUCGGAGCUGAUCUUGUCCCUACAGCAGCAGCACAAAAAGUACCACGGCUCUCUCAUAUACGUCACUUUUGCUAUCAGCUUCUACCUGGUGGCGGGCGCGGGCGGAGCAUCCAUCCUCGCCACAGCUGCAAAUCUCCUUCGUCACUACCCCACUGAGGAGGAAGAGCAGGCUUUAGAGCUGCUCUCGGAGAUGGAGGACAGCAGUGAAACAUUUCCUGCCGAUUAUGACAUUGCCAAUCAAUUUCAACCGCCACCCGCAUACACACCCUAAUGCCACCAGACUCGCCUUGCUAACACCUUUCUCUCUCAGCACAGCUACUUAGCUUGAUGGGCAAAGCCCCGCUCUUUAUCAAAUGGAUAUCUUUGCAAAAAUACUGAGUAAACACAGCGUGUCAGUGCGCAGGUUCCUUGAAUGACGGUGCUUGGGUGCAUGAAAGCUUUCUUUAGUGGUGACAGAAAUUUAGAAGCUAAUUCUUACUUUCACCACUGGAGUUGUUGGUGAAUUGCAUGUAAAUGGCUUUUAGGGAUUUGGUUCUUACAUGUAAAGAAAACUAAACUUGCUGGAAGUGCUCAACACGGCUCAUGACAAUUAAUUGAUGGAACAACCAGAGCUGGAUUGUUUUUGUAGGAUUUAGUUGAAUGAGCGCUGUCGGCAGUUGUUUUGCUUUUGACCGGACGUGAGUGGAGCUUUGUUUGCGUUAUGGUUUUAGUUUGACGUGCUUGCCAUUUGUGUGAAUUUCAUUUUACCGACACCUUACAGAUGCAGAAAUACACUGACGAGAUUCUUUGAACAUCUUUAUUUUAUAUAAGAUAUCAAAUUGGACCUCAUUUAUUGUCUGUGCUGUCUUUUUGUAGUUUUUGCUUUGUUCUUCUUUUCACUAGUUAAGUCUUCGUUGUUCCCUUCUGUACUUGACAUAAGAAAACUGUCAGAAAUUGUGAGCCAGGUCUUUGGUGUUUUAAAACGAAUCAUGGUGUGUGUGUGUGUGUGAGAGUGUGUGUGUGUAAGAGAGUGUGUGUGUGUAAGAGAGUGUGUGUGUGUGUGGCAAUUGAGAGAAAGUGAGAAACAUGUUUGUAUUGUUUCACAGUAAGGGUGACAUUUAGUUUAAAAAACACCUCACAGCAUCAGAAGUUGUUCAUUAUAUUUCUUGUGUUUGCUUUUGAAAAAAAAAAUUAUUUGCACUUUGUGAUUCCCACAUGUGACCGUUUCAGUAUGCAUUUCCAGUGCAUGAGUUCAUUUGUGUGAAGACUUUAAACUUUGAGUCACAAUCUCAACAAGAACAUCUCCCACAGACAGAGGCUUGGACUUGUGACUGAUGUUGUGAUUCUUGUUGGUUGUGUAUUGUUCUGUUGAUUCCAUAAUUUUCUGCAUUUGUCCCUCAAACUGUCACUAUAACCCCCCUCCCUUCCUCAAUUUGUAAAUAAUGAUCAUUUAUACAUUUAAAAAAGAAGUGAUCAUAAUAAAGGAAACCUCAUACUUUUGC
Messenger RNA from Haplochromis burtoni (Burton's mouthbrooder), 2435 nucleotides. It is a transcript of the gene tmem127, whose product is annotated as transmembrane protein 127. Gene Ontology annotation, cellular component: membrane. Bases 512 to 1225 code for a protein of 237 amino acids. The transcript has 3 exons. Gene Ontology annotation, biological process: negative regulation of cell population proliferation; negative regulation of TOR signaling. The record is from RefSeq and is a predicted model, not a curated record. NCBI's taxonomy places the organism in Eukaryota, Metazoa, Chordata, Actinopteri, Cichliformes, Cichlidae.